This is a messenger RNA of Chanos chanos (milkfish), 1509 nucleotides long. It is a transcript of the gene ddx47, whose product is annotated as DEAD (Asp-Glu-Ala-Asp) box polypeptide 47. The record is from RefSeq and is a predicted model, not a curated record. The transcript has 13 exons. Gene Ontology annotation, molecular function: ATP binding; RNA helicase activity; nucleic acid binding. NCBI's taxonomy places the organism in Eukaryota, Metazoa, Chordata, Actinopteri, Gonorynchiformes, Chanidae. The coding region runs from base 1 to 1509 and encodes 502 amino acids. Gene Ontology annotation, cellular component: cytosol.
AUGGCGGAGGACCAGGAGAAAAUUCAAGAAACAAAUCCAGAAGACAGCGCUGCAGAAGACAGUGCUGGAGAGUCCGGUGAAGACGACAGCAAUGUUGUUGAGGCGGCCGAUGAACCUACUAAGACUUUCAAAGAUCUGGGUGUUACAGAAGUACUGUGUGAAGCGUGUGAACAGCUAGGAUGGAAAAAUCCAACCAAAAUCCAGGUGGAAGCGAUACCCGUGGCUUUGGAAGGACGCGAUGUGAUUGGCUUAGCAGAGACGGGCUCGGGUAAGACUGGUGCUUUUGCCCUGCCAAUCUUGCAGUCCCUCCUAUCUUCAGCUCAGAGGCUUCACACACUCAUCCUCACCCCGACCAGAGAACUCGCCUUCCAGAUUUCUGAACAGUUUGAAGCGCUGGGAUCCAGUAUCGGAGUCAAGACCGCGGUUAUUGUUGGUGGAAUCGACAUGAUGUCACAGGCCCUGGUGCUGGCUAAAAAGCCUCACGUCGUGAUAGCCACUCCGGGCAGACUGAUAGAUCACUUGGAGAACACUAAGGGCUUUAAUCUGAGGGCUCUGAAGUUCCUGGUGAUGGACGAAGCCGACAGGAUCCUUAACAUGGACUUUGAGACCGAGGUGGAUAAGAUCUUAAAGGUGAUUCCCAGAGAGAGACGCACCUUUCUUUUCUCUGCCACCAUGACCAAAAAGGUUCAAAAAUUACAGCGGGCAGCUCUGAAGGAUCCAGUGAAGUGUGCCGUUUCCACCAAAUACGCCACAGUGGACAAACUCCAGCAGUAUUACGUCUUCAUUCCCGCCAAAUACAAGGACUGUUACCUGGUAUCAAUCCUGAACGAGUUGGCUGGGAAUUCCUUCAUGAUUUUCUGCAGCACCUGUAAUAACGCCCAGCGGGUGGCGCUCAUGCUCAGAAACCUGGGCAUCACAGCCAUACCCCUGCAUGGACAAAUGAGCCAGAGCAAACGUUUGGGAGCGUUGAAUAAAUUUAAGUCGAAAUCACGUUCGGUCCUCCUGGCGACCGAUGUGGCGUCCAGAGGUUUAGACAUUCCGCACGUAGACUGCGUCAUCAACUUUGACAUCCCCACUCACUCUAAGGAUUAUAUCCACAGAGUUGGGAGAACAGCCCGAGCAGGAAGAUCAGGAAAAUCCAUCACCUUUGUCACACAGUAUGACGUGGAGUUGUUCCAACGAAUCGAGACGCUGAUCGGGAAGAAACUGCCCGCCUUCCCCACACAGGAAGAGGAAGUGAUGAUGUUGGUGGAGAGAGUGAGCGAAGCGCAAAGAUUUGCAAGAAUGGAAAUGAAGGAACAGGGAGAGAAGAGAAAACGGCCGAAGGGAGGAGAGGGCGACGUCGACGACACUGAACAGUCCAGCGGAGUGAGGAAAAAAAUAAAAGGAGGAAAGUUUAGUAGUGGUGGAGGAGGAGGUGGCAGAGGAAGAGGAGGGCGGGGAGCAGUAGCGGUCAAGUUUGCUCCACUGAGGAGGGGCCUGGCUUUACAAGAGGAGUAUCUUCGAUGA